Molecule: messenger RNA, 3633 nt
Organism: Anolis carolinensis (green anole)
Lineage: Eukaryota; Metazoa; Chordata; Lepidosauria; Squamata; Anolidae
Product: trichohyalin
Exons: 1
Coding region: 65-2866 (933 amino acids)
Molecular function (GO): zinc ion binding; nucleic acid binding
Source: RefSeq, a predicted model, not a curated record
AACAUCUCAAACUAAGUGCCUUAAGACCACAUAGGAAGAAAUCGUGAGGUAAAAGUUAAGAAAAAUGGCUACCAGACUACAAAAGAAAUUAGCAGGAGAGGCUAGUGAAUACCAAGGAGAUAGUUCGGACUCUGAGCAAACCCCUGAGACAAGGGAAACCCUUAAAUAUAAAAUUGAAUUGAGAAAAUUAGAAUUGGAGGAUAAGCAAAGAGAAAGAGAAAGGGAGGAUAAGCAAAGAGAAAUAGAAAGGGAGGAUAAGCAAAGAGAAAGGGAGGAUAAGCAAAGAGAGAGAGAAUGGGAGGAAAAACGAUGGGAACAAGAGAAGGAAUUGAAAAUAAUGCAGCUAGAGAAGGAUAAGGAAAUAGAACUGAGACGAUUGGAAUUGGAAAAAGAGAAAUUGGCACUGUCUCAACCACACAUUAUUAACCAAGAAGGGAAUGGUAGGACUGAAGCGUCUGAUCUACUUCUGAAGAGAUUCCCAAAGUUUAAUAAAGAUGAUGAUGUGGAAAAGUUUUUGAUUUCUUUUGAGAGGUGCUGCAGAGAUUUUGAAAUUGAUGAGGGAAAAUGGAUGCUUUAUUUAAGACCCCAGAUUUGUGGUAAAUUGUUAGAAAUAUAUGGUGAUGUACCUGAAGAGUUACACCGAGAUUAUAACUUCUUUAAAAAACAGGUACAACAGAAAUUGCAACUCACACCUGAAUUUUAUCGUUUAAAAUUCAGAUCCCUGAGGAAAGAAAAGGCCCAGAGCUUCUCAGAAGUAGCCUCAAAACAAGCCCAAUUAUUUGAUAGUUGGCUCAGAACCUCAGAAGUGGAAACUUUUCAACAGCUGAGGGAAUUAAUUAAGUUGGAACAACUGUUUCAAUUAGUGCCCUCAGAUUAUCGGUGGUUAGUUCAAGACAGAAAGCCAUCAACUGCCAAUGAAGCGGCUUCAAUGACAGACCAAUUAAUCACUCUGAGGGAAGGAUUUAGGAACGAUGAGGGACUAAGUGAGAGAAGGCAGAAUAAACCGCCAUUUUACAAUUAUCAAACACACACACAAUACAAAAAGACGCCUGCAGUAGAAAACACCGCCUACAGGAGGCCUGAGGUAAUUAAUCAGACCAAACCUGAGGUAAAAGCAAGGUGCUAUCAGUGUGGGAAGUCUGAUCAUCUAAAAUACCAAUGUCCUCUUUUAAGAAGAGAUAAAACAUCCUUCUUUAUGAAUAAAGAGCCCAAAGAAAAUACUCUUAAUAGUGAUAUUAAGUUGCUAAGCAGUACUGAAACAGUCCCUAGGGAGAAACAAUGUUUAUUUAUUUUAUCCGAUGAUUUUUCUGAAGAUUACUUUGAGCCUAUUACUAUUGUGAACCAACAAAAACAAGGUUGGAGGGAUACAGGAUCCCAGGUGUGUGUUAUCCACCCAAAAUCGGUACCUCAGAAAUAUCAAAAGCCCACCUCUGAGAUAAAUCUAAAGGGUUUGGGACCAGCUGUACCAGCUGAGGUAGUAUCUCUCCCAAUUGAAUACAAUGGAUGGAAAGGGAUCUGGGACUUUGCAAUUAGUUCAGAUAUCCCUCAUGAAUGUUUAAUCGGCAAUGACCUAGCUAGACAAGUUAAGAACUGGAAAAAGUUGUGUGAGGAGAAGGAAGAUUACAACAGAAGCCCUAUUCAGGAAGCAGUGUGCUUACCUAUUCAACCAGAAUCUGAACAGGGUCCAGAAUCCAGUUCCGCCAUUAUCGAAAUUGUUAGUAAAACAGGGGGAGUGCAAGAAAUUAAACAAGCUCAGGAGGAAGAUGAAUCCCUGAAGCCUUUGUUUAAGCAAGCUGAAAGUUUACUAGAAUCAGCAGGAGAACUACCCAAUAAAUUUGUCACAAAAGAUGGUGUGUUUUACAGAGAAAGCAAAAGUGUGGAAUCAGAAGAAAGGUCAGAAAUACAUAGUCAGAGUUUCACUGAAAUUGAAAGGCAAGCGCAGGUGGCUGAGAAACUGAAGGAGCAACAGGCUGCAGAGUACAAGAAGCAAGCAGAUGAAGCCUUAGUGGCCUCCAUGAGACUGACGUAUCAAGAGCUACACGUUGAUCGGAAAAAGGAGGAGAAAAAACUUCAAAACCUGGAAGGGAAGAAGUGGGAACAGGCAGAGCGGCUGGGCAUGGGCUUGGUGUCCAGGAGCUCUAUUUCUCACUCUGUCCUCUCUGAGAUGCAAGUGAUAGAACAAGAAACGCCAGUGACUACAAAGUCCACACGGUCCCAGCUAGAUCUCUUUGAAGACAUCGGAAGCUUCACAUCUGGACCACCAAAGUACAAAGAUAAUCCUUUUUCAUUAGGCGAUGCCUUCAGCUCACAGUGGGAGACAGACAACUCCUCUUGGGAAAUGGACAAAGGGGAAGAGGAGGCAGACAUUGCCAUCUCCAGCAUCCGGCCUAUUGGUGACAGACCCAUUAACAGAAGAGAGACAGAGAGCAAGAUAUCAGUAGUGGAGUCCAAUGAAGCUCAGCAGAAGUUUGCAGGGGCCAAAGUCAUCUCAUCUGAUAUGUUCUUUGGACGGGAAGCUGAUACAGUUCCAGUGGCUGAAUAUUUGACCGAUCUUCAGUCAACAAUGAGAGUGACAAGAGACAUCGCACAAGAACAUCUAGCUGUAGCCCAGCAGAGACAGAAGAGCUACUAUGACGUGUCAGCCAAACCAAGAAGCAAGCGGAGGUUAUUUUUCGAUGGAGAGAGUGGUAAAGACCCUGACGUGAUGGGGAUUGGUAGUUUUAACCAUCAACAGUUUACUUUCAAGAUUCUACAAAAAUGUUUGGACAAUGUUUCGCAGGACUUCUUAAAUGACUCUUGGAAGUUUCGCAAAAAAACAUUUUGGGACAGAGAGAGUUCAUUGUGUUGCUGGGAAGGACGAGUGUAAUUAUCCCCAACAACAUGUUAACCUCUGGAAUGCUCCGCAGAAGGAAACAUCGAUGAACUGUGCCAGGUGGCAUGAAGAAGAUCCCUAUGAAAUGUACUGAGUAUCGGAAGAUGUUUAGUCCAGUGUAUAAAUAAAGACUUGGGGAAUAACCCUGAAUGAAAAUUAAACUGUUACAAAUAUGAUUUAUGGAAAAUGUAUUUUUAAAAUGUCUUUUGAUUUGAGGUUGUGAAUCUUAACAAUGGGAAAGAUGACCAAUACGUUUAUGGUUUGUAUGUUGAAUGGUGACAAUGCCAUGACUGUAUGGUAAGAUAUGGACAUGUUAUGUGUAUAUGCAACAGUGAAGGUUUGUAUUUUAUGAUUUAUGUAUUGUAUCUAACUUUGUGUUUUAUUUCAGGAAUACUGUUGUGUAUGUAUAUAUGUAUUUAUUAAUUAUUUUUGCCCAUUCUAGGCAUAGAAAAGGCAAAAAUAAUCUUUCUUAGGGGGGAGGUGUAAGGAUGUUAUGAGUUAAUGGGAAUUAUUGAUAUGAUUUUAUUUGUUUAUUAAAAGGAAAAAGGGGAGUUAUGUAUUGAUGAAGACAGGUCUCACAUGGAAGCCAGCUGUGUUCAGCGGGUUGCCAUGGCAACGUAACCUCUCUCUGGAGGAAAAAGGGGGCGUGGCUAAGAUGACAGUUGGAGCAUAUUCCCUUUUAAAAGUUCAGUUGCUGUGAGGGUUUUAAAAAAGGAGUGGCUGUUAGGGGUUUGAGAAGAAGAGUUGUGGUUAGGUUUUGG